CUGUGUGUGUUGGCGCGCGUGCGACAGAGACGUUCGUUCAAUAAAUCAGUAUGUCACUGACUCGCCGUUUGAAUACACGUACGUGUCUCCCCGCUCCGAACAUACCUAACAGUGGCGACGAGGACAAAAUAAACAUAAAAAAAUGUUUGCUAACGGAGGGUUUGGUUCAAUAACCAACUUUGACCACCUGACUAACGACUGGGACACCUACAAGGCACGGCUCACUCAAUGGUUUAUUGCUAAUGAUAUAAAUGAUGAGUCUGACAAAGCGAAGGUAAAACGCAAGGCAAUAUUAUUAAGUGUUUUGAGUGAGUCCAGCUACAAACUAGCGAGUGACCUGGCGUUGCCGCAGAAGAUCGAGGCGGUGGAAUAUGAUAGUAUCAUCACUUUGCUGGACCGCCAUUUCACCCCUAAACGGCUUGGUUUCGCGGAGCGAUACAACUUUUAUUCAGCCACGCAGCGCCCAGGUGAAAGUCAUACUCAGUGGGCAGCGAGGAUAAGAGGAUUGGCGGCACAUUGCGGUUUCAAGAAUUUGGAAGAGGCCCUUCUCGACAAAUUUGUGAUGGGAAUGGCAGCGGGUCACGAACGUGAAAAGUUGUUCGCGAAGGAUCUGCAGGAACUGACGCUGGGGAAGGCCGUAGAGUUGGCUGAAAACGUGUGCGCAGCGCGCAAAGCAGCAACUACCACGCAAUUGUUGAGCGGAAGCGCCGGGGCGAGCCACGCGGUCGCCGCCGCGGUCGCCGCCGCGGCCACCGGCAGCGCGGGGCCUGAAGGCGUGUUCAGUAUCUCCAAGAAUGAAAAGUGCAGUGUGUGCGGGUAUACCAAUCAUAAGGUCAAUCAGUGCCGUUUUAAAAGUUACAAGUGCAAAAAGUGUAACCGCAAAGGUCAUUUAAGUAGAAUGUGUGCGUCUAACUCAAAAGUAAAUUACGUCACGGAAGGUAAUGUGGAUGUCGGAGACGAUGGUAAGUUUUCGGUACUUAACAUUAAAUGCGUAAAAGGUAGACCAAUGUCAGAAUUCGUUAACGUAAAUGGUGUAUUUUUGGAGUUUGAGAUAGAUAGUGGUUCAGCCGUUAACGUAAUAUCAGACAAUACCUACCGAUCGUAUUUCAAGGAAUUGCCAUUGACCGACACUGAUAACAAUUUAUUUAGUUACACGGGAAGUAAAAUGAAAACUUUAGGAUUUAUUCAUUUAAACGUGUCGUAUACAGAUAGCACACAUGAUCUAAAGUUCUACGUAGUGUGUGGCGGCGGCCCGCCGCUCCUAGGUCGGGAAUUUCUACAUACAUUUAACAUAGAAUUUGCCCCGGCGACGCCCGUUAAUUACAUGAAUAAAUCACAGAAUCAGACAAUUACUGAUAUUAUUUCGCAGUUCCCAAAAUUAUUUUCAAAUAGAUUAGGUUGUUUUAAUAAAAAUAAAGUAUCUUUAAAAUUAAAACCAGACGCGAAGCCGAUAUUUUUUAAAGCAAGACCUGUCGCUUUCGCCAUAAGGGAAAAGAUCGAUGCGGAGCUCAAUCGUCUUGUAGAUCUUGGUAUAUUAGAACCUGUAGAAUAUUCGGAAUGUGCCUCUCCCAUAGUGCCAGUAUUAAAGAAAGAUGGCGGUGUUAGGAUCUGUGCAGAUUACUCUGUAACUAUUAAUAAGCAAUUAAUUAUCGAAAAAUACCCGUUACCAUCUAUCGAUGAAUUAUUUUCUAGACUACACGGUGGUGAGCAGUUCACCAAACUUGACCUUUCACGAGCUUAUAACCAAUUUCUACUGACAGAGGACUCACAGGCCCUAACAUGUAUCAACACGCAUCGCGGUCUUUUCAAAUACACUAGGUUAGUGUUUGGUCUGGCGAGUGCUCCAGCCAUUUUUCAACGGGCAAUGGAAUGUGUACUUGCCGGACUUGAUGGGGUAAUAAUAUUUUUAGAUGAUAUCUUAAUAACAGGGAGUAAUGUUAACGAGCACAUAAACAGGUUAACUUUAGUGUUGAAACGCUUGGAGGAUGCAGGGUUAACUGUUCAGCAGGAUAAAUGCGAAUAUUUCAAAAACGAAAUUUGCUACCUCGGUCAUAUUAUUGAUAAAAAUGGUAUUCGCAAAUCACCAGAUAAAGUUCAGGCUAUUUUAAAAGCUCAAACGCCGACGAAUAGUACGCAGUUACAAUCAUUUUUAGGUCUAGUUAAUUACUAUAGGAGUUUCGUACCAAACGCGUCGUCGGUUCUGAGCUCAUUGUAUGAAUUAUUACAUAAAUAAAAAUGGGAGUGGACUCCAGUUCACGACGAGGCGUUCAAACAAAUCAAAGAACUACUGGGUUCCGAUCAGCUGUUAGCGCAUUUUGAUCCGAACGCUAAAUUGUUGCUCACUGUAGAUGCAUCGCCGCAAGGGUUAGGUGCCAUUUUAUCUCAGCGAUCACGUGCUGACGACCGCGAGAGGCCUAUCGCAUUUGCUUCAAGGACGCUCACAGCAGCGGAAAAAAAUUAUUCACAGUUGCAGAAAGAGGCAACGGCAAUAAUUUAUGGUGUAAGAAAGUUUCACCAGUACCUAUAUGGUCGUACUACACCAUUCAUACUACGUACGGACCAUAAACCAUUGAUAACAAUUUUUGGCCCGCAUCGUGGCAUCCCUGAGGUAUCAGCUAAUAGGUUACAACGCUACGCGUUAUUUUUGUCAGCAUACAAUUAUACCAUCGAAUAUAUUCGCAGCGGUGAUAACAGUGCAGAUUUUUUAUCACGAGCGUCGUUAAUGAAUGAGAAUCGGUCGCGGGACGAAGCGCGGGGGGAGGAUCGAGACUGUGACGAGCGCGCUGCCUACGUUAAUUUUGUCAUUGAAGGAAGUCUACCCAUCACCUUAUGUGAAUUACAACGUGAGACUGCCCGCGACGAGAUUUUAAAAAAAGUUAAGAAUUAUGUGUUGAAGGGAUGGCCACGCAAAAUUCAUGACCCCGAAUUGCGACCAUAUUUUGAUGUUAGGUUUCAAUUGGCGUUAGAAAAUGAAUGCUUAAUGCGUGGUCAUAAGGUAGUCAUUCCUCAUUCACUAAGAGAGAAAAUAUACGGAGAAUUACACGGUUCACACUUCGGGGUAGUAAAAAUGAAGGCAAUCGCGCGCGAAAGAUUGUGGUUUCCGGGAAUCGACGCGGCGCUCGAGCGGUUGGCAGCCGCGUGUAGCGUGUGCGCGCAACUGCGACCCGCGCCUCCCCGCGCGCCUCCCUCGCCGUGGCCGUAUCCGCCGCAUGCAUUCUAUAGAAUUCAUUUGGAUUUUCUUGGACCGUUUCAUAACCAGAUGUUUUUAGUUAUAGUUGAUGCAUUUUCCAAGUGGGUCGAAUGUUACACUGUUAGUACAACAUCAUAUGGAUCAAAAACCGUUAUAAGUAAAUUAUGUGAUUUUAUGUCUAGAACAGGGGUGCCGCACACGUUGGUGACGGACAAUGGCACUUCCUUCACGUCUAGGGAGUUUGUACAUUUUUGCAAUAUAAACGGUAUUCAACAUGUAUUAUCGCCGGCAUAUCAUCCGUCAAGUAACGGCCAAGCCGAAAGUUUCGUAAAAAUAAUAAAGAAAGGUUUAAAAACCAUAAUUUUGCAAGGUAACACUAAAAUACCUCUUCAAGAAAAAAUUGCUAAGUUUUUAUUUGAUUAUAGAAACUAAAAUAGUACCACAGGUAAAUCUCCGGCGGAAGUGUUGUAUGGUCGACCUUUGCGUUCACGUUUGGACUUGAUUAAUCCCUUGCAAGUCGCUUCGACAUCCACUGAUCUUUCGUUGACCGUAAGGAAAAAUCAGUCCUUACAGAGUAAUCAUAAGGGAGGAAGGAAAAGGCCAAAAUUUAAGAUAAAUGAGGUUGUUUGGAUUAAGCGAUUUUUAGGAAACGACAAAUAUUGUUGGGUUCAAGGCAUAAUUAAGGAAGAGAUUGGGAAUGUCAUGUAUUCGGUGUAUAUAUCGGAACUAAACUGCAGGGUUAUUCGACACAUCGACCAGAUCAGACGGUUUCGAGCUGAAGACGAUGAUGAGGUACCAAACAAAACAAAUGAUUGGCACUCGGACAUAGAAACAGACGACAGCAGCUUAUUGCCGCAGCCGGAACCUACAGGCGCAUCGGGAGAGACUAUAGUUCCCGUAGGCCCACAAUCACCAACAUCUGCGGAAGAGGCUCAUAUUGAAGAAAGGGAAGGUACUAGUGUUGUGCCAUUAGCCUCACAGUCGCAGUCUACACCAGUUCAUCCUAGAUUAAUGAAUCUCGACCCACCAGCACCACCUGACACAGUGGAAAGUAGUGAGGAUGUUUUAGAACCUGACCAGCAAAAGCAAAGAUCCAAACGCCGCGUUAGGCCUGUUAAUUAUAAGCCAUUUUUUUGAUUAAGGGAUUUUGUGGGGAAGGGAUUGUUGUAUAUGUGAGUGUACAACACCUGUGUGUGUUGGCGCGCGUGCGACAGAGACGUUCGUUCAAUAAAUCAGUAUGUCACUGA
Messenger RNA from Helicoverpa armigera (cotton bollworm), 4437 nucleotides. RefSeq lists its product as uncharacterized. Lineage: Eukaryota; Metazoa; Arthropoda; Insecta; Lepidoptera; Noctuidae. Gene Ontology annotation, biological process: DNA integration. The record is from RefSeq and is a predicted model, not a curated record. Gene Ontology annotation, molecular function: zinc ion binding; nucleic acid binding.